UUUGGUUUGUUUUCAUUAAAUUUACGGUUGUCGACAAAUGUUAUUCAAAUAAAAUGGCCACAAUAUCAGAAGAAGAGUUUUCUAGACUCCAAAUGCAGUUGCUAGAGCUCCGUUCACAAAAUUAUGAAUUAAGUUCCAAAUUACAAAAAACAGAAUCAAAUUUUGCAGGAUUAAAUGAAAGAUGUUCAACACAAGAAAAAGAAAUUCAAAAACUGAAUAAAUUGCCAAAGUUUUCUGGUUUUCAGGGAUUAACGAAAAGCAAAUCGAAAAAGGAUUGGGCAGAUAUACUUGAAGAAAAUGAAAGAUUAAAUCAGCAAUUACAACGUCAAGAGGAAGAUUUUAAGCUUCAAAACCAAACGCUCAUGUAUGAAGUGUCUCAGUUGUCGAUGGUGAAAGAACAGAUAUCUUCCAACUUCGAAGAAAAUGAAAAACUCAAAUGCGAAAUCAACAAUCAACAAAAAAUUAUUGAAGGCUUGAAAAAGGAACUUCAAAGCUACCAAUCUGCAUAUAAUUCACAAAGUUGUCAAUCAACAUAUAAUGUACAGGACUCAAUAAACACAGAGUUUUGUAACAACAUUCUCAAAAAGCUACUAACUCAUUUUAAAGCAAUUCAAUCUAAAAUGUCUUCAGAAACAAUGUUUUUAGCAAUGGAUAAUAAAGAAACAAUGGAUAAUAAAGAAAAUGAAGAUAAUCUGAAUUAUGCUGAUGAAUUAAAUGAAAUAUACAAUUCAAUAGAAAAAAUUUGCAAACAUGUAAUGAAUGAUUCAACAUUACAAAAGGAUUGCAUUCCAGAAAAUGUUCAAUUGCUUAAAGAUGAAAUAGUUAGUCUUGAAGUACAACUAAAUUCUUUAAAAGAAACAUCCACAAAAGAAUUAUCAAGGUUAAAAGAAGUAGCUAAUGAGUGGGCUGAGAAAGCAAAACGAAAGCAAGAAAGUUUUGUUAAAUUACAAGAUGAAAAAGAAAACAUGUACAAAGAAAACAGAAUUGCUCAAGAAAAACUAAAAGAAACUGCAGAAAAGCAACUUCAGGUUUAUGUUGAAAAAGUUAAACAGCUAGAAGCAACUCUGUCGCAAUCUAAGAGUGCAAAUGAUGCAGAAAAUCUGUUGUGUCGAAUAGAUAUACUUAGUAGUGAAAACCAAGCCAUGCAAGCUGAAAUCAUUAGUUUACGAGAGUUACACAAAGAAAAUCUUUCUGAUAACAUAAAAAAAUUUGAAGAAAAGCUAAGAAUUUUAAAACAAGAGAAGGAUUUGGAUGAUGAAAAGAUAAAAGUGCUGUCAGAAGAAAAUAACCAACUCAAUAAAAAGCAAAAUAUAUUAGAAGAAGAACUUUCAAUAAUAAAGCUGGAACUCAGUAAAGCAAAUGAAUUAGCUGAAAAAAGAAAGAAUUUGCUUGAUGCCAGUUCUAAAGAGCUUCAUAGUGAAGCUGAAGCUCAUCGCUUGAAGCUUGAAGAAACAAAGAAUAAACUAGGAGAUGAUAUCAGAAUGUUGGUUGAAAAAAAUAACGCAGAAGUUAUUGAAUUAAAAAGUCAAAUAAUUAAUCAUAAGAAAGUUAAGAAAGAAUUAGAAGAAUUGAAAUCAUAUACGAAAGCACUAGAAGACCAAUCAAAAACCUUACAAGAGAAAUUAGAUAUCCUGCAAAACCAUUUUACAGAUAGUAAGGAAAGCAAUAAAAGAAAUGAAGAGAAACAUAUCAGUGAGAUUAAUGCAAUUAAAGAGAGCUUUGAAAAAAGUACUGAAGAUUUGAUUUCAAAAUAUUGCUUGGAAAAAGAAAGUUUAGAACAUUCAUUGCAAUCAAUAACCAUAGAAAAAAAUGAUUUGUACUUACAAGUGGAGAAGUUAAAAGAAAGUCUCAAAGACAAAGAUGUAGAAUAUCGAAUUCUUAACAAAAAAAAUGAACAAAUGAUAAAAGAGUUAAAAAAGAAUUUAGUAACAGAACGUAAAAAGGCAGAACAAGCUCAGAACAAAUUACAAGAUUUUAUACAGGACAUUAAAGUUAAAAACACAUAUGAUGAAAUUUUUAAUCCGGAAUCACUUCAAGUCAAAGCUAUGUCUAUGCAUAGACGCCAGGAUAGUGGAAGUUUGUCGUUAGUUUCAUCGACUGGAGGAGUUGAUAAUGAAGAUUUUACUAGUCCUAAGUCAAACAGCCCUAUGGGUAGUUCAGUAAACAUUGCAAAUCUGAGCGAUGAGACAGUUGAUUUAAUUACAAAAGUGGCUGAACUUCAGCAAGAAAAAUGGGUGCUGGAAGAGAAAGUACGGCAUUUAGAAGAAAGUGGGUCUGUUAUGGCCGAAGAUCUCAUGCAAAAAUCAUUAAUAAUCCAAGCUUACGUUGCAGAACAUAGUGGAGAAUUACUUCCGGACCGCAUUCCUAAAACGCAAACUCUCAAAGAAAAAAUGUUCGACAAGUUAAAGUUCAACAAUGCUGAUGAUUUGAUGAAAGAAAAGACGAUGAAAAUGCAACAGAUGCUUGAAGAAACUCUUGCGAAAAAUGCGCAACUACAAAAAGAUUUAUCAUACCUUACUUCACUCCACGCAAAAAAACGAGACGAAACUUUGUAGCACCCAUAUUGGAGGAUAAAAAUGCAACAAACAUAUAAAAAUAUUGUUCUU
This is a messenger RNA of Hydra vulgaris (swiftwater hydra), 2606 nucleotides long. RefSeq names its product GRIP1-associated protein 1. Gene Ontology annotation, cellular component: extrinsic component of postsynaptic early endosome membrane; glutamatergic synapse; postsynaptic recycling endosome. NCBI's taxonomy places the organism in Eukaryota, Metazoa, Cnidaria, Hydrozoa, Anthoathecata, Hydridae. Gene Ontology annotation, biological process: regulation of neurotransmitter receptor transport, endosome to postsynaptic membrane; regulation of modification of synaptic structure; neurotransmitter receptor transport, endosome to postsynaptic membrane. The record is from RefSeq and is a predicted model, not a curated record.